AUGAUUCAGAAGUCACGCCCGGCGCUGCUGCAACCUCAAGAUGUGGGAGACAGGAUGGAAACGCUCAUGUUGCACCCGACGAUCAAGGCUUUCCUGUGCGGUUCCAUCAGUGGCACCUGCUCCACCCUCCUUUUCCAGCCCCUGGAUCUCCUCAAAACGCGUCUGCAGACACUCCAGCCCACGGCCCAUGGAUCCAGGCGUGUGGGGAUGCUCGCUCUGCUCCUGCAGGUGGUCCGCACCGAGAGUCUCCUGGGCCUGUGGAAAGGGGUGUCCCCUUCCAUUGUGAGGUGUGUCCCUGGUGUUGGAAUCUACUUCGGGACCCUCUACUCUCUGAAGCAAUACUUACUGCGAGGCCAUCCCCCCACUGCCAUGGAGUCCGUCAUGCUGGGGGUGAGCUCGCGCUCGGUCGCAGGGGUCUGCAUGUCGCCCAUCACUGUGAUCAAGACACGUUACGAGAGCGGGAGGUACGGCUACGAGAGCGUCUACGCAGCCCUGCGGAGCAUCUACCGCAGCGAGGGCCACCGGGGCCUCUUCAGCGGCCUGACAGCCACACUCCUUCGUGAUGCCCCCUUUUCCGGAAUCUACCUGAUGUUUUACAACCAGACCAAAGCCAUCGUGCCCCACGACCAGUUGGAUGCAGCCCUUAUUCCCGUUGUAAACUUCAGCUGUGGGGUAUUUGCUGGGAUUCUGGCCUCACUGGUAACUCAGCCUGCAGAUGUCAUCAAAACUCAUAUGCAGCUCUCCCCAGGGAAAUUUCGGUGGAUCGGCCAGGCAGUGACAAUCAUCUUCAAAGACUACGGGCUGCGUGGCUUCUUCCAAGGCGGGGUCCCCCGGGUCCUCCGCAGGACUCUGAUGGCAGCCAUGGCGUGGACAGUCUACGAAGAGAUGAUGGCCAAGAUGGGCCUCAAGUCCUGA
This is a messenger RNA of Pipistrellus nathusii (Nathusius's pipistrelle), 915 nucleotides long. The record is from the annotation of a GenBank genome assembly. Lineage: Eukaryota; Metazoa; Chordata; Mammalia; Chiroptera; Vespertilionidae.